AUGUCGAAUGCACAGAGAGCCCAGACGUUUCUUCAGCAUAUUGACCAGGCUACAGAGCGGUUGCUAUCGCGGCAACUAGCAUUGGUGCGCAUAGCAGCCGAGCAGGAAAAAGACACCCCAACCAUGGCGGUGGAAACGGCCGAAAUCGAGGCAAGUGCGACGUCGAUUGUUCGGGCGGUGGAGGACCUGUUAGUGGUCACUCGGAGCCUGAAAGAGGCGUGGAUUCUGGGCCAAAUACGCCAGGACCUGCCAGAGCCCACUGAGGACGAAAUACAGAACCGAAAAGACGCGCUGAAGCAAGUUUUCGAGGCAAUCUCCAAGCAGUCGGGGUAA
Molecule: messenger RNA, 333 nt
Organism: Wickerhamiella sorbophila
Lineage: Eukaryota; Fungi; Ascomycota; Dipodascomycetes; Dipodascales; Trichomonascaceae
Product: Mediator of RNA polymerase II transcription subunit 22
Exons: 1
Coding region: 1-333 (110 amino acids)
Biological process (GO): regulation of transcription by RNA polymerase II
Cellular component (GO): mediator complex
Molecular function (GO): transcription coregulator activity
Source: RefSeq, a predicted model, not a curated record